Arabis nemorensis is the source of this 366-nucleotide messenger RNA. The record is from the annotation of a GenBank genome assembly. NCBI's taxonomy places the organism in Eukaryota, Viridiplantae, Streptophyta, Magnoliopsida, Brassicales, Brassicaceae.
AUGGAGGAUGAUCAUAAAACGAAGACGAUAAGCAAAAAAAACCCAUCAAGAUCUAUCAUCAGUCUCAAGGAUAUUCCUCCUCUCGAUCCAUCGUCUAUCCCCUUAAUAAAUUCCUCUCUGAAACCAAGAAGAACAAUGAUGGUGCCAGUUUAUGUGGCAAAGCAAGAGAAGCUUAAAAUGGUGAAUGAGGUUGAAGAAGACAAUGUCAAUUCUUCAUUCUCUAACAUUCAGAUUGAUCCUAACAGUACAAGAAGCAAGAAAGCUGCGGCUGAGCAUGCAGCGGAAGGAGCGCUCUGGUAUCUUGAUCACGUAGGCGAAACCAAAGAAAGCCGAGUCAGUAAAUCCUCUUCUAGGCAGAUGAAGUAA